AUGUCUCCGGCUUAUCGUAUGCCACCUGGCAUUGUGGUACUUUGGCUAGGCCUCCUCGUAAUGCUUCUAGCAUGUGUAGAGGCAUACGAGGAAAUAUCAGAUAGGACGUUAACCGAACUUUUACGGCCCAAUAAUGACUUUGAUAUUCACAACGGCGCUCUGUUGUCACCCAUACUAAGGACCCGCGUUCCUGGUACACCCGGCUCCACUGCAGUGCUCAAUCACUUCGCCGACUUUUUUCGGACCACAUUGCCCAAAUGGACCAUUGAGGUUCAAAACUCUACAGCCAAAACACCACUCUCGAAGGGGAAGGAGGUACCUUUCCGAAACUUCAUCGCUACUCGCGAUCCUCCAUGGGCUUCGGUUGGGGACGUUGGCCGGCUCACUCUUGUCGCCCAUUAUGACAGCAAGAUCGAACCGAAAGGCUUUAUCGGUGGAAUCGACAGUGCUGCACCAUGUGCGAUGAUUAUGCAUGCCAUGCGCAGUAUUGACGCCGCCUUGGAGAAGAAAUGGUCCGCAUUGCAGGAGCAGGGACUGCACAUCUACCUCGAAGAGGAGCGGGGUCUCCAGGUUAUCUUCUUGGACGGUGAAGAAGCAUUCAAAGAUUGGACUGCCACUGAUUCUCUCUAUGGAGCUCGUGCCCUGGCUACACAUUGGGAUGACCAAGUCUAUCCCGCAAUGUCGGAGUUCAGGAGUCCCUUGUCGUCGAUAUCUCUUUUUGUCCUCUUGGAUCUGCUCGGCUCGAAAUCGCCUACGAUCCAGUCUUACUAUGAGACAACCCACUGGGCUUAUCAAAGCUUGGGCGCCCUAGAAAAACGGUUCAAGACAUUGAAGCAGUUCAAGUCCGCAUCUGCUGAUCCAUGGUUCGUCGAUACCGAGAAGGAUGGACACAAGCUCACAGCAACGGGUGGCAUACAGGAUGACCAUAUUCCUUUCCUAGCAAAGGGGGUAGAGAUCCUACAUCUCAUUGACUUCGCACCUUUCAAGGGAUUCCCUUCUGUUUGGCAUACAAUCGACGAUGACGGUGAAAAUUUAGAUUUGAAUACUGUCGAGGACUGGAGUAUGCUAGUUACAGCUUUCGUUGCUGAGUGGAUGGAGUUGGAAGGAUACUUUGGUCAUCCAUCGGCCCCCAGUCCACGCAAUGACAACGAAUCUGCCAAGUUGGAAGCGCUUCGCACAGACAGGAAGACUGACUUGUAA
Molecule: messenger RNA, 1200 nt
Organism: Penicillium digitatum Pd1
Lineage: Eukaryota; Fungi; Ascomycota; Eurotiomycetes; Eurotiales; Aspergillaceae
Product: glutaminyl-peptide cyclotransferase family protein
Molecular function (GO): zinc ion binding; glutaminyl-peptide cyclotransferase activity
Source: RefSeq, a predicted model, not a curated record